AUGGCGCACGUCACCCACAAUUCUAAUAAGGAUGAUUCUGAGAAGAGCCAUGAAAUCAGUGUCGAUGUCCCUCAGCUGUACGAGUGUCCAAAACCAUAUUAUGUCUGGGGUAUCAAGCUCUGGGCAUACAGUCACCCUCGAAUCCAGGCGGUGAUGCUCGGAUCUGUUCUUUUCAUGACCGUGGGCAUGUUCAAUGUCAUCACAUUCAUUGGUGGCGCCGGACAGCAGACCGCGUGGCUAUCCGACAUCGCCAAUAUUGCACUCUAUACUGUCUUCUCAGCUUUCUGCUUUGUUGCGCCUGCGUGUCUCAAUUCCUUUGGGCUACGCACUACUCUUUGUGCCGGCGGAUUUGGAUACGCUGCCUACGCAGCCAGCCUUUGGUGCUUCAAUCACACCGGUAAUGUGCCUUUCGUCAUCUUUGGGGGCUGUUUGUGCGGAUUGUCUGCUGCAUUAUUGUGGUGCGCCGAAGGUACCGCAAUCACAUCAUUUGCCACCGAGGAUAAGAAGGGCUUAUACGUCUCCAUCUUCUGGUCCAUAUUCCAGUUCGGUGUUGUCAUCGGCGCUGCAAUUCCUGUGGGGCAGAAUUGGAAUGCAGGUACCUCGAAUGAUAGCCGCGUUGGCGAUGGUACCUAUAUUGGGCUAUUCAUUCUGAUGCUCAUUGGUUCAGUAUUGGGCCUCGCCAUGUACCCCUGGCAGAAGAUCAUCCGUGAGGAUGGGUCUCGGGUGAUGCUUGAGAUCAAUCGGAAAACUUUUCGACAGGAGCUUGCGUCAUCCUGGCAAGUCUGCAAACGAAAUUGGUGGAUCGUCUUUUUCUGGCCAAUGUGCUGGGCAGUAAACUAUUACAACAUCUAUCAAAGCAACGAUUUCAACGGCAUUUUCUUCACGGUCCGUGGUCGCGCACUCAACACUUUCAUCUCCGGGGCUGUUCAGAUUCCCUCGGCUUGGAUUCUCAAUAUCUUUACUGACAGGCUACCUUUCGGACGUCGCAAAAGGGCAUUGAUCGCCAUUGUUUACGUUUUUAUCACUAUCAAUGCAGUCUGGAUUGCCGGCUACUUCAUGAUGAAGAGAACAGUCUAUGGUCUGCAGGAGGCUGACCGUGUAGAUGUCUUCGAUCCUGGAUAUGCAAGUGCAUGCGCUGUCUACGUGUUGUACGGCUUUACGGAUGCCACGUACAAUUGCUAUGCCUACUGGUUCAUUGGAGCCCUCAGCAAUCGCCCUGAUGAGCUAUCCGUCUACGCAUCCAUGUAUCGCCUCUUAAAUGCUCUGUGCCAAAUUUGCGCUUUUGCAUUAGACCUCAAUGGCUAUUCAAAAGAGUUCAUGUUCGGCUCUUCGUGGGCAUUUGUUGCUGCUGGCCCAGUCUUCAUCCUGCCUAUCAUCAAGUACUGGCUGAAGGAUACCAACAUGGCGAGUAUCGAAGGAGUUCCAGCUACAAGCUCUCCAAUGGACCAGGCGGACGUGACUUCUGAGGCUGAAGGCAUACCAAUUCGAGGUGGAAAGGAUUCAGGGGAUACUUGA
Messenger RNA from Diaporthe amygdali, 1515 nucleotides. RefSeq lists its product as uncharacterized. The transcript has 4 exons. NCBI's taxonomy places the organism in Eukaryota, Fungi, Ascomycota, Sordariomycetes, Diaporthales, Diaporthaceae. The record is from RefSeq and is a predicted model, not a curated record. Bases 1 to 1515 code for a protein of 504 amino acids.